AUGUUGAGAGCUUCGUUCGCCCGCCAGACUUCUGGCCGCUUUUUCUCGUCCAGUUCCGCUUCCUUCGACAAGAUCAAGGUCAAGACCCCCAUCGUUGAGAUGGACGGUGACGAGAUGACAAGAAUCAUUUGGGCCAGAAUCAAGGAUAAGUUGAUCAACCCAUACUUGGACGUGGAUUUGAAGUACUACGACUUGGGUAUUGAAGCCAGAGACAAGACUGAUGAUCAGAUCACAAUUGACGCUGCCAAUGCCAUUAAGGAGUACGGUGUCGGUGUCAAGUGUGCUACCAUUACCCCAGACGAAGGUAGAGUCGCUGAAUUCAACUUGAAGAAGAUGUGGUUGUCUCCAAAUGGUACCAUCAGAAACAUUUUAGGAGGUACUGUUUUCAGAGAGUCCAUUAUUAUUCCAAGAAUUCCAAGAUUGGUCCCUGGAUGGGAAAAGCCAAUCGUGAUUGGUAGACACGCUCACGGUGAUCAGUACAAGGCUACAGACUUGGUCAUUGAAGAGCCUGGUAAGUUGGAGCUUGUGUUCACUCCAAAGAACGGCGGUGCCCCAAUUACCAAGACCGUGUUCGACUACAAGGACCGUGGUGUCGGUUUAGCCAUGUACAACACUGACGAGUCGAUCAUUGGAUUUGCACACUCCUCCUUCAAGAUGGCCUUAAGCCAGGACUUGCCAUUGUACUUGUCUACCAAGAACACCAUCUUGAAGAAGUAUGACGGUCGUUUCAAGGACAUUUUCCAGGAGAUUUACGAGAAAGACUAUGCUUCUCAAUUUGAGGAGAAGAACUUAUGGUACGAGCAUAGAUUGAUUGACGACAUGGUCGCCCAGAUGGUCAAGUCUAAGGGAGGAUUUGUUAUGGCUUUGAAGAACUAUGACGGUGAUGUGCAGUCGGACAUCGUUGCCCAAGGUUUCGGAUCUUUAGGUCUAAUGACUUCGGCCUUGAUGACUCCUGAUGGAAAGGCAUUCGAGAGUGAGGCUGCACACGGCACUGUCACCAGACACUUCAGACAACACCAACAGGGUAAGGAGACAUCCACCAACUCUAUCGCAUCCAUUUUUGCCUGGACUCGUGGUAUCGCUCAGAGAGGUAGAUUGGAUAACACCAGCGAUGUUGUUGAAUUUGCCAAUACUUUGGAGAAGGCUACUGUUGACACUGUCCAGCAGGAUGGUAUUAUGACCAAGGACUUGGCUUUGGCCUGUGGUAGAACUGAUCGUGAGUCUUACGUCACCACCACUGAAUUCUUGGACGCUGUUGCUGACAAGUUGAAGGCAUCUGUUUAG
This is a messenger RNA of Sungouiella intermedia, 1284 nucleotides long. NCBI's taxonomy places the organism in Eukaryota, Fungi, Ascomycota, Pichiomycetes, Serinales, Metschnikowiaceae. The record is from the annotation of a GenBank genome assembly.